Molecule: messenger RNA, 4465 nt
Organism: Mercenaria mercenaria
Lineage: Eukaryota; Metazoa; Mollusca; Bivalvia; Venerida; Veneridae
Product: complement factor B-like
Exons: 13
Coding region: 269-2353 (694 amino acids)
Biological process (GO): complement activation; proteolysis
Cellular component (GO): extracellular region
Molecular function (GO): serine-type endopeptidase activity
Source: RefSeq, a predicted model, not a curated record
UUAAAUCCAAACUCGUGAGAGUCUGCAUUAUCCUUAAUUACUUACAAGAAACCGGAUUUCGAUACUUGAUAUGCUGUGGUUCAUAGAAAAAUAAGAAGAAAACCGGAUGUAGAUUUAAAUACUUUCUCAAGCAGGAUCUUACAUUCAGACUAAAACCGGUGCUGUAAGUGGUCAGAGGGGAUACAUUUUGAGGUUUAAAAGUUAUUGGAAUAUAUCUAGAAGCAACAGAAAUAACAAUAAAAAAUAACGAACUGUUAGUUUAUUGGUCAUGGAACCAAUAAAGGGCAGUGCUUUAACCUGUUUUGUUUUCGGGAUAACAUUUCUGGGUUUGUGUACUAUUGAAACAACGAAGGCUGAAGUUCGGAAGAAAUACGGCUGUGUUCUACCAGAUGAGCCUUGGUAUGGGUCUUUUAUCUUCAACGACCGGAAGAAGUCGCUAAAAUAUAAAUGUGAUGAGGGUUACUUGUUGACUGGGGGUUAUCGUCAAAAGGAACGAAAGUGCCGCCGCGGUAAAUGGUCGGGCAAAGAUAGAGAUUGUUUAAACUUAGACUUUAGUCGAUCAAAAUGCCCCGUGCUGAGGAGUCCAAACAACGGUGAAGUUAUAGUUGAAGGAAGGAAAGUCGGAGACAAGGCACACUUUAGAUGUGACGAAGGGUUUGUUUUAGAAGGUUCGGACACAGUGACAUGUCAGCGGGGUCGUAGAUGGGACGGUACAAUGCCUGUUUGUAGCAGUCGACGUACAGUGGAGGACUUUGCUAACCAUUUGAAAGACAAGAUGAUCGACAGUCUAGCAGGGGCGACAACUGGUUCAGAGACAGGGGCACAAUCCCGUUUAAGCCCUGGUAAAAGCGGCCUUGACAUCGUGUUAGUGGUUGACACGUCUUCCAGUAUAGGUGACAAGUCCUUGUCGUCUGCGAAGAAGUUCAUGAAACUCCUUGUUGAUAUAUUUGGUGUCUCAGACCAACCGACAGGAGGUAAGAACGGCACACGGUUUGCCCUGGUGUCGUUCAGUGGUGAAGCGAAUAUUGUAUUUAACUUGGAUGAUCGAAGUGCAAGAUCGAAGGAAGCGGUCAAGGAAUCAAUUGACGCUAUACAGAAUACGGGAGGUGGAACAGAUUUCAGGAAGGCAUUGCUUAAAGUUUCUUCUGAAAUCUUCAUGACAAAAAUCAGGUUCGCUGCAGACGAAUCGCGUCUGAAGCACGCGACACGUGCUGUGUUUCUAAUAACAGACGCUGAGGUUACAAGCGAUUUGGCAUCUAACAGGGUUGAGAGAAUAAAGUCAGCAGCGGACAACCUGAAGAUUGCCGCUGGUUUUGAGGUAUUUGCAAUCGGCGUUGGACAAAAAAUUGACAAAUUUGUUUUGUCGGAAAUAGCCUCAACACCGCACAUUGAACACGUGUUUCUUUUGGCGCAGUUUAAGGACCUUGAGAAAGUCGGAGAUAUCAUCGCAGAAAGAAAUAUUGACUAUGGGCAGUGUGGCAUCUCCGGCAAAACUGAGAUAGCCCAGGGAUCGCAAAAAGCGGCAAAGGGAGCCUGGCCUUGGCUGGGAUGGCUGAGCGUUGUAAGUGAGGGCAUGUUGCCAAGAACGUGUGGUGGUGCCAUAGUUUGCGAUCGAUGGUUCCUUACAGCGGCAAGCUGUGUUUCUAAGGUGGAAGACAACGUAGUCAUACCGUUUAAUGCGUCACAGAUUAAUGUCUUUUUAAGUGACUUUGACAUAUACAAGAAGGACAAGGAGGAGAUAUGGCCUGUGGUAAAAAGUGUCUCAAUCCAUGAUAAUUAUACCGGGGAAGAAAUCAAACCAUUUGGUAUUCGGGAAAACGACAUAGCUUUGCUUGAUCUCGGCGAAAAUGCGACAGAAAGACCGGUAUUCAACAAAUUCCUUCGCCCAAUUUGUUUUCCGACGGAUAAUGUAACUCUCGGAACAGCCGACGCACAAUUUGAGGCCAUGUUGGCGUUCCCACACUCGUAUGAUGCCUAUACUGCUGGGUGGGGUAACGCUCCAGAUAAUGCUAAAUACAUGGAUAUACAGUCUUCCGAAAUGAGACAAAACCGAAGGCCUGUUCAGAAACGAAAAGUAUGUCGAGGGCGCUACGAUGGCCUUGACCUUGAUAGAUUCUUUUGUGUUGGCGACGAAUUUCAAGAGAGUUCCUCCUGCAUGGGUGACGUCGGUGGACCUUACAUGGUACAGUUGCCAAAUAAGAGAUACUACAGCCUAGGGCUCGCACUAAACACCAGGAAUUGCGACACGAGAUACCAAUUUAGUAUCUUCUUAAAUCUCUUGCACCCGACAGUCAGCGAAUGGGUGGCGUCCAUCUUGGACGGGUGUAAUCGGGUUGAAGAAUUAGAUAAAUAAAUUGGACAUGUACGUGACAGGGCGUAUAUAUUGAAAAAAAAAAGAAUAUUCAGUGUGUACAUAGCGUUUGCAACACUCUAUAUUUCUACCUGAUAUAGUACACAACAAUUUCGUUGUCACAUCUGUAAAUAAUUUGUUUCGUCAUUCUGACUGGUAGCCAGUAUGAUUUGCAAUUUCAGAAAAAAAGAACAACAAAAUAACUUUAUUCCAUGUGCCAAGGAAAAUAUUUGCGGUCAGUAAAAUUAAAUGUUAAGAGCAUUACCAUCCGACAGCUUUUCCGUUAAUUAGAAUUUCAGGCAAGCUCAAAAUAACCUUUCGUUAACCGAUUGUUUUAAAGGCGCUCGCGAUAGUUUUUUCGGACGGGUCAAUAUUUACCCCAACACCGUGCAAAUUUGGUUUUGUUUCUAAUCGAUGUAGCUCACUGCAGAGUUGGAGCGGUCUUCUAGCUGCGCAUGCCCGGAAGUGAUUAUCUAAUAUCGCGUACGAGACAAAUGCGCAAAUUAUUGCAUGUUCGCACGCAUUUAGUGUAUAAUAUGUAUGAUAAACUGACUAGAGGUUAGGGUUAGUAUCACCAUGGUUACAAGUACUUUUAGUUCAAACUGCUUCAAUCCGGCAUAUACUGGAGUCUGUAAUUUAUACCGGCGCUCCAACUCUGCAUUGAGUCACAACUGUUUCUAAUCCCGUACCGUACCCAUACCAUACAUCCGUAUUCGUAAACUAUAAGUCUUUUUUCGGAGAAAGGCGGAAACUUACAUCGUUCUAUGAAAUCAAAAUACUUCAGAAACACGUUAAAAUCCGCUUAUUAAGAAAUCUGCCGUUUGAUAACUUGAUAUAUAUCUCUAAGUCAUUUGCUCAAACACUGAAAGAGUUUCCGUGGCAUUUGUCGAGAAGCCUUUAACCUGUACUCUUCAAACUUAGUGGGAUGAUAUGCUAAAUGGAGUGGAUAACACCUAUUGCUUUUAAGAUCAAUAUGUUAAAGGUAAAGGAUGUCCUAUAGAAAUCCAGAAAAAAAAAGUUUCUACAAUCACACUUUCAGCGAGUUUAUUUCAAAUGUUCCUAAGGUGAGCGACCUUGGGCCAUUUGAUCUGCUUUAAGCUGUGGACAAAUACAGAAUACUGUCAAGAGUUUGACUGAAUAUAUGCCCUAGUUUGAAAUAAAAAUUGAUUACGUAUUUCGUACCAACCUGCAUUGUAUAAAUGCCCGCCACAACCCACCUCGUUGUAAUUUGAUUUAAGCGAAAUCUAAUAUGGUGACCUAUCAAUUUUCUUUUUGUUUUAGAUAAGGUAGACAUAACCAAAGGUAUGUGCAGAGUUUGAUUAAAUUCUUUUAUGUGAAACUCGAUAAAAUAGCAGAAGUACCAACUUAAAAUUGACAAAAAUAUGCAAAAAUAGCCCCUGGGUCUGCUGAACAAGUACUCCUUUCUUUACAAAAUCAUGUUCUUUUGAUUUCUCUGAGCAUGUUUCAAAUAGAUAUAUUGUUUUCCGUUAUAAAAAUGCUUAGAUAUCAAAUGUAUGCAGGUUAUUGUACUUUACUGAAAUAUAUUUAAGGAGUAUAAAAUUCUUGAAAAAUGUUAAAAAUAGCACCAUAUCUAGGGGCAAAUUAAAUUGAAACAAAGUUGGUGACUAAGUAUUUUAUUUCAUUUUUCAAUACAUUAUAACAUGAUCUUUUAAUACAGAACAUUUCAUCAAAAUCUAUUAUUGAGACAAAAAUUACGAAACUCUAGCGAGCGUCUUUAAGUAUUUCUUUUUUUCAAAACAUGAAUCUAAGCAAAGCAUCUCUUAAAUUGAUAAGCCGUCUCAGUAAAAUUUGCAAUACUAUACAAAUAAUUGUUGAAACAGACGUCGGAUGGAGUUGACUAAAGAAAUGUAAAAAAUGUGAAGCUAGAUUUCAAUUAAAACCUAGGAAAUCGGCAAACCUGUCCUCGGAAAAAAUACAUUGAAAUCUCAAGAUGUCACGUGACCUUCUUUCGACAAUUCAUUGUACAACAACACACAGGGAGUCAAGAAAUAUCCGUUUGACAAUCUGUAAUUGACAUUGAAAAAUAAAAGGUGAUUGCUAUUAAUAAGAAGGCCAUAAAACGGCCUAUGUAUAUAAAAUAAAACUUAUAAAAUA